AUGUUUAUUUUAUUUUAUUUAACUAUUGCUCUUGCUAAAUUCACCAGAAUCACCUUUCCUGUUAAUGAUGUUAGAGAUAAUAUCUAUUUCCUAUAAAAAUAUGGAAUUGAUCUAGGAAAAGGUACAUUCGCUUUUAGAGCCAGAUUAACUAAACCAUUUGAUUAAUAAACUGAUGAUUAUGUCUAUUUUCGAUUCCAUAUUUUCACUGAUGAUUAUUGGCCUAUGCAAAAAAGAGAAUCUAAAUGUACUAAUAAAAGAUCAUUGGGCACUUUUUAAGAAAGAGAAAAAUUACCUUUAAAUGGAGAUUGGAGCAAUCUUAAAGAAAAAAAAAUUAAUCUCUAUUACAGAGAUAAAAUUUAUAUUGUUGCCACCUCAGAUUGUGAUGGCGAAUUAGCAAAGGUUGAAGGAUACUAUAUUGAAAUUGAAAUCACUUCUUUAAAUAAUGGAUCACAUUUCUCUUGUGAAGAUAAUGGAAUUUAAAAAUUAUAUGGAAUUCAAAUUAUUGCUAGUUUAUUUAUUGGUGCCUAUUGUUUAAAAAAAGGAAAGGAUGAUUUAUUUAUUAAAUAUGUCAUGAAAGUACUCUUUAUAGAUAUCAUUGCAGAAAUAUUAUUUCUCUUUCAUUAUACAGUUUAUUCAUAUAAUGGAAUGGGAAUCUAUUUAUUUGAUUUGUUAGGUAGCAUUUGUAACAAUGCUUCACAAUUAUUAUUUGCAUUUCAAUUUGUGGCAUUAUCUCAAGGAUGGACUAUUACAAAGUAAGAACUCAAUACUGUUUAAUUCUUUCCUUUCAUCUCUAUGGUUGUAUUAUAUUAAUCCAUUAUUAUGAUCAUUAUUAAAUAUUUUGAUGGAAGUGAAGAUAAAUAUCAUAAUUUUUAUGGAAUUGGUGGAUGGCUACUAAUGUUUUCUAAAAUUGGAUUGACUUUUCUUUAUGGAUUUGGAAUUUUCAGACUUUUCAAGUAAGUUAAAUAAUAACAAUUUAUUUUUUUAAUUGCUAUUGUUGGAAUUUUAUAUUAAAUUCAUUAUCCUGUUGUGGUCUUUAUCUCAGAAUUGUUUGUGGUACCCUAUUGGAAAAAUAGAGUUAUUACAAUGACAACCAUUCUUGUUUCACAUUUAUGCAUGGUUUUUUGUGCUUUUAUUUGCACUUCCAAAUAAACUGCAUAUUUUUAAUUGAAAAAUUAGAGUUAGACUAUAAUAUGA
Paramecium sonneborni is the source of this 1194-nucleotide messenger RNA. The record is from the annotation of a GenBank genome assembly. Lineage: Eukaryota; Ciliophora; Oligohymenophorea; Peniculida; Parameciidae.